Molecule: messenger RNA, 4070 nt
Organism: Fusarium verticillioides 7600
Lineage: Eukaryota; Fungi; Ascomycota; Sordariomycetes; Hypocreales; Nectriaceae
Exons: 5
Coding region: 331-2049 (572 amino acids)
Biological process (GO): transmembrane transport
Molecular function (GO): transmembrane transporter activity
Source: RefSeq, a predicted model, not a curated record
AAGCGGAACCCUCGGUCCAUCUCCACCACCAUAUUUACACGAAUGCGUCCACUCCUGGUUGCUCGUGCUGAUGGUCUCCAAAUAUGUCGACGACUUGACGAUACUGUUGGAAGAAGCCGAUCCAGUCAAACCCGUCGAUUUGUCUCCGAAGAAAAGAAUUUCCUUCCCACUGGGCGUUUUUGUCCGUACGAAGCUUCUCGCCGCCCUUUCACGAUUGAAUCGCGAGUGUUUGUGACCUCCACCAGAACCGGAGGGUGGGUGCUGUCGCCGCUCCACUGUGCUAUCCCUCAGCCAAGCUCACGCCCCUGAUCGGUACUCCAUCUCUUCAAGAUGCCUCUGGGGAUCCUCGAAGCAAAGGGGAUCGAGCAUGUUCCUGGCACAACCCAAUACUUUGACGAUCCGUCCCGACCUCAGGUAGCUGGUGAGCAUCAUGGAGACCUCAAGCGCGUACAAGUUGGGACCGAAACCAUUAUCCUCAUCCCUCAGCCUUCAGAUGACCCAAACGAUCCGUUGAACUGGUCACUUUUGCGACGCGACCUGAUUACCUUUCUGCUCUGUUUCGCGGGUAUUCUCGCUACCGCACUCGGUCCUAUCCUCGCUGCCAAUACGAUCACAAUAUCUCUACUCUUCUCGAAGGAUUUCACAAAGGUUGCCCUAUUGACUGGAUAUUUCUUACUGGGAUGCGGCGCUGGUGCUAUUUUCUUCGUUCCGUCCGGCCGUAUCUGGGGAAAGCGACACUUGUUCCUCAUAGGUAUCCUCAUUCUUAUCGCCUCCAGCGCGUGGGCUGGGUCUGUAGGAACUAAUUAUGGAAGUUUUAUUGGAGCCAGAGUUGUUCAAGGCGUUGGUUGCGCACCCUACGAGAGCUUGCUCAAUGCAGCUGUGGGUGACCUCUACUUUGUCCACCAGCGAGGAGUGAGAAUGGCCUUUACGAACCUGGCGGUCUUCGGUGGUGCCUUCUUCACACCCAUCUUGGUGGGCAAAAUCACUGAUUCCAUGGGAUGGAAGUGGACGUUCUACUUUGUUGCCAUCUUUCUUGCUGCUACACUCCCGGCCAUUUUCUUCUUCUGCCCCGAAACGGCAUAUCGUCGAGAAGCCAGUCUGAACACUGACACGACCGGUGAGCUAGGAAUAGAACUGACUACUAAGGAUAAACGUCAAACGCCGUCACCGCAGGCAGAGUCCGGAUCUUCUCAUUCUCCGGAACUUGUCCAGCACUCUGCUGGUUUUACCUUCUUGCCUAAGUCCAAUGCUCUUCAACCAAUCGGCCAUUCUAAUACACCUAAGAAGACCUUUCUUCAGUCGAUCUCUCUCUUUGAUGGCCGGAAGACGGACGAGCGAUAUUGGGUCCUUUUGCUGCGACCGUUCCCCCUCCUCACUCAUCCAGCAUUUAUCUGGGGCUGCCUGAUCCAGGGAGCCAUGAUCGGCUGGACAGUAUUUAUCGGAGUCAUUGUCGCCGCCAUUUUCAUAGGGUCUCCCUAUUACUGGGAUGAAGUUGAUGCCGGCUACACUUAUACGGGCCCUUUCAUCGGUGCCGUCCUUGGGUUUGUCCUGGCAGGUCUGCUCGCUGACACAAGCGUCAAGUACAUGACCAAGCUCAACAAAGGCAUAUACGAACCAGAGUUUCGCAUUCUUCUUGUGAUCCCCAUGAUGAUUAUCGGAGGGAUCGGACUCUAUGGGUUCGCCUUAACGGCACCUGGUGUGGUAAAAAAGGAAUACUCAUAUGUCGUACCUCUGAUGUUUUUCGGAUUUGAAGUCGCAGGGAUGGUCAUUGGGGCCGUGGCCAGCUCACUUUACAUUGUUGAUGCCUAUCGGGAUUUGACCAUUGAGGGCUUCACCAUCAUGAUCAUAUUCAAGAACUUUUUCAGCUUCAUCUUGACUUUCUUUGCCUACGAUUGGAUUAAUCAGGGUGGUAUCGAACGAACAAUGCUGGCCAUCUCCUCAAUUCAAGUGGUGGUGUGCCUUAUCAGCAUCCCUAUGUAUAUCUACGGUAAGCGGGUGCGAGCAUUCUACUAUCGCCAUGAUUUGCUCGAUAUGACUGGUCUUCGCUAGCUGUUCGAACAAUUUCGAGGAAUUAAGAUGGUUGAUAUAUCAUGAGUUGGAUAAAAGCAACAGAUGCGUUUCUAGAGCACCCAGGGUUGGGUUAUUUUUAAUGUUUACUUCCUGAUAGACUUCAUAGGGGAGUAUGACACGAUUCCUGGAUAUCAUUAUUAGAUCAUAGCCAUGAGAGUUCGGCGAUAUUGUCUUAAUUAAAGCAUGGCACAUCAAUUCGUUACAUGAUGGCUAUCCUGGUACCUGAAGGCGAAAAAAUCAUAACGUCGCAUGGGUCAUGCAUAUCCUGACCAAGAACAUUUAACCUGUCCCACUACCUGUCGAUUCAUAUUCACUCACGCCUUGACUGCUUCGGCCUGAGAUGCGCCAGCAGCUGCAAGCGUCGACUUCUUGACAAGACGCAGACCGCCGAGCAGAAUAAAGGCAGCCUGGACACCCAAAAUGACAACGAGAGUAACAAGGGCACCAAUGACGCCAGCAACUGGCUUCGAGACACCGUUGCCAGAGCCGCCAGAGCUUGAUUGAGAUGAAGUAGAGUCAUCAUCCGAGCUACUAGCGCAGGUGCCAUCGUUGUUUCCGCAAAGCUUGCACCAGUGCUUGGUGUCCUCAAUGGCGAAAUCAGACAUGCCAGUCUUGAAGUCCUUCCAAGAGAUGGUGGUCUCAUCCUUACCGAAGAGAGGGAACAACUUCGGGGUGUGUUGAGCAGCAGUGCCGUUGGCAAAGUAGAAGCGGACACUGACGUCGUCGGCAGUAGGGUUUGUGGCGUUGGUUACGAGCUCAAAGGCCAUAGAUGAGGCGUAGUCGACGACUCCCUUGAAGUCGGAGCUGACCUUGUCGAGACCAGCAAGACCGAAGAAAGACAUGAAAGCAGCAUAGGCACCGAACUGGAUGUUGACCUUGGGUCCCUUCUUACCCUCUGCAAGGGGCUCAAGAGCCUCAAUGAUCUGGCCAGCAAGCACCGAGCCCGCAAUGGCACGGACGGGUUCGCUGCUGUUGUAGGCGAGGUUCCACUCAUGGAUGGAAGCGAGAUAAUAUAGCUUUUCCAGGGUGGACUCAUCGAGCAGAUCAUCGGAAGGGAUGCUAGAAUUGUGAAUACGAGCAACAUUGAUGAGAUCAAAGACUUUGCGAGUUAGUAGAGGGUCUAUGUGCUUGAGAUUGAUCCCUAAACUUACUGGUAUAGGCAUUCUGGAAGUUGGCCUCAUCUUUGCCGUAGGUUCCAUUGAUGACAGGCAGAAGGCCCUGAUAAAAGCUUUCAGAGUCCUUGUAUGCUCCAGCGUACUCGGGGGAGGAGAAGUAAUCAUUUGAGCUAGCCUCCGCGUUGGUGCAACCACUGUUCCCCUGGAGCCAAGCACUGUUCUCAGAGUUCUUGUCGCUGGCUGCAGUCUCUACUGAAGCAAUGGGAAUGUAUUGAUAUCCACUCAAAGGAGCCUCAACCCUGGAUCCAUUGGCAAGGGUCUCAAACUGCUUCGUAGGAGGGUAAAGCCCCUGCAUGAAUACAAGAGCAGAGUUCUGAAGCACAGCAUCGACGGGAGAAGUGACAUCUAGCUGAGACAAGACGGCUGACUCGGGGCUGAGGCCAGUGAUCUUUCGUGAAGCAUCCUUGCUCACAUAAGUAUCGCGGUACCAAGAACCGGAAGAGUAAACCUCGUCGGCUCCGAGAGCUGUGAAGUUUACGGGCUUCCAGGCCUUGGCAGUGCGAUCACCGUGACGGUGGAAGACGUAAAGGCCAAGGACAUCUUCAGCUGCAGUCAAGGAGGGGAGGGCAGAUAGCACGAGGAGGGAGAGGGGCUUGGCGUGCAUCUUGGUUAGGUGGGACACUGAAUGAAGCUAUACACACUUACUCGUUGCCACUGUUGACGACGAAGGGGAAAGGAAGAGAAGACAAAUGGUCAAGAGAGAACGAGAAGAGAAGGAAAUAUAUAGUUCUCAUCAUCAUUACCUAUUACAAGAAGAUAGCGUACGUUGUUAUGAGAGUCAAAAGAUAUGGUAUCGUAGGUAAUUCCCCGCCCUGUUCGGCUCUG